Molecule: messenger RNA, 1401 nt
Organism: Bactrocera oleae (olive fruit fly)
Lineage: Eukaryota; Metazoa; Arthropoda; Insecta; Diptera; Tephritidae
Source: RefSeq, a predicted model, not a curated record
UUUCGUAAUGAUGUGGGAGGUUGGAAGAUAUCUGAGGAAUAUAUGCUGCUUAUUAUUUUCAGUUGCUGCCUUAUUAUACAUGUAUGUAUGUAGAUGUAUAUCUGGCACGAAAUAUGACUUUUUAAACAACAACAAAAUUAUGUGUAUAAUGUAUAAAUAUAACCUUGCUGGUUCAAUUCUUUGAUUACGUAUUGAGUACUGUUAAUUUUUUGUAUUGUGACAUUUGUUGGAUUAAUAGCUCCCUUGAAUUCUUCACAUAUCUCCAAAAAUCUUUAAUAACAUUGUGAUAACGUCCAAUGAUAAUUUGCAUUGGCUACCGUUAACAAAAACACAUCGAGCUAAUGACUUGGAAUGUAUUUGUAUAACGUGAAGAUAUACUAAAGGAACUUUUCGUGCUACGAAGCCGUAUAACAGUUGUGGCUCCCACCAUCUUGACUUUGGAUAUUGCGUUAUCCUAUUCGAAAGAUCUCAAAAGGCUUAAGCGUAUUUAUAUUGUAAAAAGAUGUAUUAAUUAGGUUCCAUGAUAAAGUAUUGAUGCCAGGUAAAGACAGAUGGCGCUAAGAGUUACAAGCUGUUGGUAAUAGUGUUUCAGUCAAUGAACGUCAAUUGGAAGGGAUAUAACAAAUUUAGGUAGCAAUCGUUCUUUCUCACAUUGUUCGUCGUAAGGUGCAGACAUGGCGUCAAAAGUGUCUCGUGAUACACUCUAUGAGUCUGUUAACGCAGUUUUGGAAUUCUCCGAAAAGAAGAAACGUGGAUUUUUAGAGACAUGUGAAUUACAAAUUGGUCUUAAAAACUACGAUCCUCAAAAGGAUAAGCGUUUCUCCGGCACUGUCAAAUUGAAGCAUAUCCCACGUCCCAAGAUGAAGGUGUGCGUUCUCGGUGAUCAACAGCAUUGUGAUGAAGCUAAAGCUAAUGGAGUGGAGUGCAUGGAUGCAGAGGCUUUGAAAAAAUUAAACAAGAACAAAAAAUUAGUGAAGAAGCUAGCAAAGUCCUACGAUGCAUUUCUGGCUUCCGAAUCAUUGAUUAAGCAAAUUCCUCGUUUGUUAGGUCCAGGUUUGAAUAAGGCCGGUAAAUUCCCUGGUCUGUUGUCGCAUACAGAGUCAAUGAUGGCCAAAAUUGAAGAAGUGAAAUCAACCAUCAAGUUCCAAAUGAAAAAAGUACUGUGCCUAUCCGUCGCUGUUGGUCAUGUGGACAUGAAACCCGAUGAACUAGUGCAGAAUAUUCAUUUGUCAAUAAAUUUUUUGGUUUCACUUUUGAAGAAAAAUUGGCAAAAUGUGCGUUCGCUGCACAUCAAGUCGUCUAUGGGACCACCACAACGUUUGUACUAAUGAAAAACAUAUUUUGUACGCCAUAUACCUUAUCCAAAGAAAUAUGGAAAUAAAUGUGUAAUGUUUUAAAAGA